Dicrocoelium dendriticum is the source of this 534-nucleotide messenger RNA. Lineage: Eukaryota; Metazoa; Platyhelminthes; Trematoda; Plagiorchiida; Dicrocoeliidae. The record is from the annotation of a GenBank genome assembly.
AUGGAGCCAAGUUCACCUGCUCACAAGGCAAUUUUGGAAGAACGUAUCGCAAUCGGUGACUUGUUGGCUGCCGCUGGAUCGAUACUCUACGGCAUCUCCAUUGUACUGCAAGAAUAUGUGUCUACUCACUACGGCCCUUCUACUUACCUGGCUCUGGGUGGAGCUGCUGCUGCCAUUUUAAAUGCUAUCUAUUGUGCCGGCUUAGAACACACACAACUUCGGGAAAUUUUCCAGAAGGGUAUGUCCAGUGAAAAAGUUGUUCCGCUUCAUGCCAUAAUGUGCUUUACCGGCUUUGUCGCUUCGUUGUUCGGAUUGCAGGUGACAACAACAUACGCCAUCACUCGAUUCAGUGCAGUGUUUCUUAGCAUCUCUUCAAUGACUGCAGCUGUUUACGGGCUUGUUAUCGGAGUUUGUCUAUUUCACAUGCCAUUUCACUACCUAUCUGCCGUUGCGCUGGUUUUUACGGUCAUUGGAACCAUUUUGUUUACAGUGUAUCCCCUUGAAUAUAAAGAAACGGAGCAAAUGGCUACGUGA